CCGUCUACAGUGGAGAAAACUACAGCUUGUCGCCGAGUCACUGUGAUUAUUACAAAACACAGAAAAUGUUAUUUGCUUCCGUUGAUUCUGCUUUAAAAAACGUUUAGACGAUCAAAGGAUGAAUAUUUACAGGUAAUUUACGCCUUGAAGCCUUUCUAGUCGAGCUGAUAAUGCUUAAAAUGAAGCUGCCCAUGAGAACGGCGGAGGCAGGAGGAGACGAUACGGCCGAGGAACAGCCCGAUCUCCAUAUUCCAAGAUCGGUCUCCGACAAGCCCGAAGGUUCCUCCAGACACCCAGGAUAUCCAUCUCAAUUGGAUAAAGAGACCGUUUUCGAGUGGUUUGGUUUGCAUUUAAAUCCUGCCAAGCGGAUCGAGUUUAUGUGCGGACUGCUGCAUAUGUGCCAGCCACUUGAGCUCCGGUUUCUGGGCUCCUGUCUGGAAGACCUGGCUCGGAAAGAUAACCACGUUCUACGGGAUGUCGAGAUAAGGGCCAACAAUCCGAAUGAUUUGGCCAUUUUAUCAGAUGUCAUCGACCCUGUCGUGCGCUCCAAACUGCUGGUCUGCUUGUCUCUUCUGGGAUCUGACAGCAGGGAGUGUGCGGGAAUACUAUUUCGGAUAUUGAGCCAUGUGGAUUCCUCCUUGUUAUACAAAAACUAUGGCUAUUCUGUUUCGCCCUUCAAGGACUCUCAACAUCACCCGUUCCAUUCUCCGUGUGUGGACGGGAAAGCGUUCGGGAGAACAGAACAGAAUUGCGGGCUUCCAAUGGAGGCAGUGAUCGGACCCUUGGAACAGUUGGCGCUGCUUUUUACUAUGGCCUCCUUGCAUCCAGCGUUCCCGUUUCAUCAAAGAGAAAAAGUUAUAGAACAGCUGGACAAAAUUCAACUUGCUAUAGAGGACGAGAGACAGCAGAAUCAGCGCAGAAUAAACGCCCAGCACAACAAGGCCCAGAAAGCAGAGGAGCAUGGCCCAGCAGCAGUCACCAUCGAGGCCAGUCUGGGUGAGAGGACCCAGGCACAGGGACAGGCUCGCCACGCCAGCCAGACACCCCCCAGCAGAAGGGCCCAAAGGGAAGCCGUGCAUGUAGAGAAGAUCGUGUUGAAGGGGAUCUCACGGAGGAGGAUAGACAGGGAAUACAAUUUUGUGGUAACGUGGUCCGACUCCUCAUCCAGCAAUGUCACCAAAACACAUCUUGAACUGGAAAGCUUCUUGCUGAAGCAGCUUCCGAAGGAGCAGUCCACCGAGUCAUUUGAAAAGGGCAUCCUCCGGCUACUCAACCAGGGAGACCAGUACGAGAUCAGGGAAGUGGAGGGGAACCUCAAGGAGAAGUUUCUGUCGGCUCCACAAGCUUUCCGACAGACAAGCAAGGUCUGUGGCUUCUUCCUGUGUGAGUCCUCCUCCUCCAGCCCCAGCUGCAGCAGAUUUAACCCUGUGGCCCUACGGAAGCCAUACAAAGAGGACUGCUCAGAGGCAUCCAGCCAGGAGGAAGGUGUGUAUUUGGAGCCGUACGUUCAGGGGCACCGGAAGAAAGAUGGCAGCAAGAGCCCCAGCCUUAACAUUCCCAAUGCCAAAAGUUCCCAGGGGGAGAGCAGUCGGAGGGGGCCCCACGGCUCGGAGCACAACGGCCUGACAGACUGGAGGAGGAAGAGCUGUACGCUCAAACCCAACCAAGACACCUCUGGGGGGCUGGGCCCAGAGCAGCAUCAGGACAGUGAAAAGAGGAGCAGCCACCCUGCCACCAAGAGCAAGCCACGAGCACUGGGACCAGACAGGGAAAAGGGGAAGAAAGGAGAAGGAAGAGCUGCCUACUUGACGAACGGGAGCAUAGUGCCUCUGGCUUCUCAGCGAACGCGACAAUCGACAGGGAAAGGUUGUGUGUGUCCAGACGGUCAUCUAGUCGAAGGCUCCAGUCAGGACGUGUACGGAGACACCUCGUCUGAGAGCUACAGCUCCCCCUCCAGCCCCCAGCACGAUGGACCAGAGAGCCUGGACAGCGAGGACGAGAAGGACAAAGAUAGUCACUCAGACGACUCUAGCAGCCAGGGUAGAGCGGACGCCUUCUUCCCCUGCCAGGAGGUUGCAGUGGGGGGCUUGCCCACCAUCCACCCCCUGGCCUCUGUCAAGCCUGCUGGGGAGCCCCUUUGCCCCGAGACCAUCCCCAACUUUCCCCCCAUCACCUUUAUGCAACCCCUGCCAUACAUACUGCCCAACGGAGCACUGCCCGCCAAUGCCUCUCUGCCAGUCCUGCCUCCUCCUCAGGUGGCAGCGGCCCUGGUAGACAACAAGGUUGUAGGAGGACUGAUCAUGCAGGUGCCCCUGGUCCUCCGAGAGCCCAUGCCCACCCCAGUGCCAGUUCCUGUGCCAGGGGACACAGAAAAGAGGGAUGCCCUUGGUGCAGUGCCUGUGCUGCUUCCAGGGUUUGGCUCCCCCACCCUGGGCUUGCACCCCCCUGGCAGCCCUGCCCUGCAGCCCCUAAUCCAGCGCUUCAAAACAGCCCCUCAUAAGGCAACUGUCACUUCCGAGGGUGUCACCGCCUCCUCUGCCCACCACCCUCCGGUUGGAGCCAUCAGCGUCAUCGCCCAAGGCCCACCCUACGCCUCACCUCUGCAGCCAGCCUACCCCGACCCUGCCGCCAACCCCCUAACCCCCUCUGUACCCCUAGGGGAGCCUAGCAUCCCUUAUGCCAAGCACCCAGGCAUGGCUCUUCCCUCAGGCCUGCCCUCUCCAUACACCAUGCCCCCCAUCCCCACCUCCAUCAUGGCAACGCUGGGGACAGGGGUAGCCGGAAUAGGGGUAGUGCCCACAGCUGGACAGGUUCAGGCGGUGGUGCCCCCAUCCGUGCCCACCCACAACCCCGGUCCUGUGCCCAGCCCCAGCCCUGCCCUCACCCACAGCACGGCACAGAGCGACUCCACCUCCUACAUCAACAGCACCAGCUGUGCCAGUAACCUCGUCGCCCAGAAACAAGCGCAACCACCACAACAACAACAGCAGCAACAACAGCAGCAGCAGCAGGCGACUCCCCAGCAACAGCCCAUGUGCUGCGGGGCGUGCGGUUGCCGGGGAGGCUGCGGCACCAGCAACAACAGCCACACAGCGCCUUCAUUCUUCUUCCCCCACCAGAUGCCGCCGCGGCAGGUGUUCGGUGUGCCGCCCAUCUUCCAGCUGACGUCCCUGUGCAACAGCAGCUACCUCAGCCAGCCUCCCCCCCAGAGCAACGGCCAGGCCCAGCUGCCCUUCUUCCCAUCCACCCCGGUCCCCUUCGCCAGCCAGACCCUGCUGCAUACGCACCCCCACUCCCACUCUGACCACCUACUGGGCACACAGCAAGGCUACAGCCUCCAGCAGAUGGCACCCUACAACCGCUUCUACCCGCACAUGUACCCCUCCAGUGUGGGCAUGGUGCCCGGGGCGGGAGGCGGAGGUGCACUGGGGGUAGCAGUCGGCGUCAACAAAAAGAACGCCAACGUUUCGUGCUACAACUGUGGGGUCAGUGGCCACUACGCACAGGACUGCAUACAGCCCUCCAUUGACUCGACACAGCAAGGUGGCUUUCGGCUGAAGUACGCCGCCUCCCAUUCUUCCGAAGCACUAGACAACGCCGACUGAAGAUGUCUUCUCGUUCCGCCAUCUUGUUUGUCACGAGCGGUCAAAGAGACCCCUCCAUUUCAAGAGAGCAUCACUUGAUGUUUCCCUGUCAUUAACCAGGUUUCCAUCCAACCUUUUUAUACGAGUAAAGUACAUGUCGGAUAAAAAAUGUAAUGACAGGCCUGA
Molecule: messenger RNA, 3770 nt
Organism: Salvelinus sp. IW2-2015
Lineage: Eukaryota; Metazoa; Chordata; Actinopteri; Salmoniformes; Salmonidae
Product: zinc finger CCHC domain-containing protein 2
Molecular function (GO): nucleic acid binding; zinc ion binding
Source: RefSeq, a predicted model, not a curated record